AUGGCUGUAUGGAACUGGAUUUUGCACGUUUGGAAAUAUUUGUCGAUCGGAUUCGAUACUGUACGGCAAAAGUGUGCGAAAAUAUCAUGGAGUUCGGUAUUUUAUCCGAAAUCGGAAACCAAAAAAGAAACGCUUGGAGAAUAUUUACGAAACAAAAUCUAUGGGGACGGAAAUUGUGAUUUACACGAUAUUUUACGUGAACACAGUAAAACAAGUUUGUCUCACCGGCAUUUAAAAGUUAAUGAACGUCGCCGAAUUAUCGAAAUCACUGAACGAUUCCACAAAAAUCUGAAAAAAUUGGAAAUAGGUUCCAGUAUAGUCGGUUACUUACAAAUUAUUGAUGACACAUUUUUCAAAAACCUUCCGAAAGAUCCCGUUUGGACUAGAAUUCAAAAAGCAUUCGAAGAAGCUCGUCGAAAAGACGAUGUAAAACUUGUUAUUUAUGCUUAUACCUUGUCACAAAUGUUUACAACGUGCUUAAACGCUCAUUUCGCUGCAAAUGCACAUCAUUUCCUCCAACUGUAUUGUACAGUUCAGAAUUGUCCAAUUUUAAGUCGAACACAAGAAUAUAUCGAUGCUUUCAGUAUUAUUUUGACUCACCCUGACUUAGAUCCAUAUGUAAUUACUAAUAUAACAGUUUAUCGUUGUGCAUGUCUUCCAGAAAGAGAGUUUAUCGAUGCAUAUCGAAAGAAUGAUACGAUUCUAACAACAACAUUACUCUCAACUAGUAUUAGCAAAGAUGUCGCUCAACGAUUUCUUCUUGGUGCUUCUGAUAUAUCCUUAGCAGUUCUUUGGAUCUUCAAUCUCAAUGAUACGAAUCAACGUUCAGCACUCAGUAUUAGCAGCAUAUCUCAAUACGAAGAUGAAGAAGAAAUUCUGAUUUUACGUUACAUUCCUUUUAUAAUCACAUCUGUUGUUAAACAAGAUGGUGCAAUGACAGAGAUUUACCUUACACAAUGUUCAGAAGAUAUAUCUGAUCUAAAUCAACCAACAACAAAUAUGAUACAUUCAUUUCCCAUGGACGAUUCGGGAAGUGAACUUGAAUUAACUGAAUAUGAUCACAAUGAUCAACCUGUAUUCUCGAUAACUUGA
Messenger RNA from Adineta ricciae, 1092 nucleotides. NCBI's taxonomy places the organism in Eukaryota, Metazoa, Rotifera, Eurotatoria, Adinetida, Adinetidae. The record is from the annotation of a GenBank genome assembly.